UUCCUUUCCCUGAUUCAAGUCUGCAACGUAAAGCCAUUGCCCAUUAAUUGGACUGAUAUUUUUUUGUUCUUCUUCUCCGUUUUCUUCGAAGAUCUGUUGGGGUUUCGAAUUUUCCUUUCAAUUGUCCUAGGCUUGGCAAGUUUGGUUCACAAUGGAGGGCGAAGAGGAUGCCGUGAAGAAGGCACAGAUGGUGGAAGCUCGGGCUAGAAACAUUAGCCACAAUGUUCGUUGCACCGAGUGUGGAAGCCAAUCCAUUGAGGACUCACAAGCAGAUGUCGCCAUUCUGCUCAGGAAGUUGAUUCGUGAUGAAAUUCGUGCUGGGAAAACUGAUAAAGAUAUCUAUAAAAAGCUCGAGGAAGAAUUUGGAGAGACUGUUCUCUAUGCCCCACGUUUUGAUAUGCAGACAGCAGCUUUGUGGCUAUCACCUUUUCUAGUUGCGGGAGCAGCAGCAGGGAUAUGGGCAUUUCAGAAGCACAGACAGAAGACAAAUGUGCACAUCAUGGCACUGAACCUAGUGAGAGGCGUUCCCUUGACCCCAAAAGAGAAACAAACGAUGCUAGAGACACUGAUACCUCCUCCACGAGGAAAUAGGUGGUGGCGCAACUGACAUCUCACUUGCCACUGAUCUAGUGGCUUCCACUUGGUGAUGAUGAAUUUAAACUGUAGCUUGUGGUAGUGGAAUGGAUUUUUACAAUCCACAAGUUUGAUUAUGUUACUCUUAUUAAUCUUUUCUAAAUUUUAUUCCUUUCAUUCA
Molecule: messenger RNA, 754 nt
Organism: Nelumbo nucifera (sacred lotus)
Lineage: Eukaryota; Viridiplantae; Streptophyta; Magnoliopsida; Proteales; Nelumbonaceae
Product: cytochrome c-type biogenesis CcmH-like mitochondrial protein
Source: RefSeq, a predicted model, not a curated record